UAACAUUUCAACUACUUCACCUGCUCUAUCUCUCAGAGUACCAACAUUUACACUAGCCAUCCUCAACCUAGUGUUAUCUACCUUGUGAUGUGAUAGCUGGGUAACGGUCUGACGAUGCUCACAUCUGACAUCUGUCCUACCGUGCGUGACACCUUCACUCCUUAGAGUUCCAGCCCCGUUUACACAGUUUGUCUGAUUAACUAUUCUUACGGCCAUUAAUAAAGAGUUUUGGCAUUGUUUUACAGCUGGAUGCCCUUCCUAGCGCCAACCGUUUACAGACCGGACUGGGUGUUUUUUAAAGUGACACCAUCACUAUGUAGAUAACACUAGGUUGAGGAUGGCUAGUGUAAAUGUUGGUACUCUGAGAGGUAGAGCAGGUGAAGUAGUUGAAAUGUUAUAACGUAGAUCUGUUGAUAUGUGUUGUGUUCAGGAAGUCAGGUGGAGAGGAGCUUCUGUGAGAUUUGUGGACCGUAGGAGGGCAAGGUAUAAGCUUUUUUGGAUUGGCAAUAGUGAUGGAUAUGGAGGAGUUGGCAUAUUCGUUGCAGAGAAGUGGGUAGAAAAAGUAAUAGUUGUUAUGCGUGUGAAUAGUUGUAUUAUAGUGAUAAAGUUUUUGAUAGGCAAUAGAAUUGUCACUUUUCUGUCAGUUUAUGCUCCACAGUGUGGACUCAGUGAGGAAGAUAAAGAUAAGUUUUAUGAUGAGUUAAUAGCAGUCACAUCAAAGUUUGGAGACACUGAACUUGUCAUGGUGAGCAGCGACUUUAAUGAUCAUGUUGGGAAGUCAUCUGAAGGUUAUAGAGGUGUGCAUGGAGGCUAUGGAUUCGGGAGCAGAAAUAAGGAAGGGGAGAGAUUGCUUGAGUUUGGAAUGGCAACGGACAUGGUGGUUUGCAACACAUCAUUCAGUAAGAGACAGAGUAGGCUGAUAACAUAUGAGUCAGGUGGUUUUUAGACACAGAUAGAUUACUUCCUGGUUAGAAAGUCAGACAAGAAAGUGGUGAAGGACGUGAAAGUUAUAUCGGGGGAAGAGUGUGUUUCCCAGCAUAGGUUGCUGGUUUGUGAUAUUAUCUUGAGGAGUGUUAAAGAAGCCAAGGGAAAGUACAGGCCCCAUCGUAAAGUCUGGAAGCUGAAGGAAGAGAUUGUAGCAAGACAAUUUAGUGCAAAAGUUCAGCAGUUAGCCCACAAUGGUCAAUGUGAUAGUGACAAUGUUGAAAGUACUUGGACUACUUUGAAGAAUUGUCUUCUAGAAGCUUCUGAUGAUACCUGUGGGUGGACAAAAGGACCAGCUAGACAUAGACAGACCUGGUGGUGGAAUAAUGAGGUUGACCAGUGUGUAAAGAA
This is a messenger RNA of Hydractinia symbiolongicarpus, 1335 nucleotides long. Its product is annotated as craniofacial development protein 2-like. Bases 416 to 946 code for a protein of 176 amino acids. NCBI's taxonomy places the organism in Eukaryota, Metazoa, Cnidaria, Hydrozoa, Anthoathecata, Hydractiniidae. Gene Ontology annotation, cellular component: nucleus. The transcript is spliced from 2 exons. Gene Ontology annotation, biological process: chromatin remodeling. The record is from RefSeq and is a predicted model, not a curated record.